UCGGAGGAGGAAGCAAGCACAGGUGUGGGAGAGGAAAAAUGCCAGGGUCUUCUGCAAAUGAAAUGAGCAAAGAAUCUUCUGGUCUAGAACUUCAAUUCACCAAAUGACCAAAUGCGUGCACAUUAGGGCUUCUAUGGCCUUCCGAGAUGCACUUUCUGACCCCUCUUUAUACCUCCCUGCGUCUCCCGGCGUUGCUUCAUCGGUAGUCCUUUUCACGCCAAGCUCUACCCGUUCGAUGGCUUCUGCAAAUGAGAUGGAUGUUGUGGAAGUAAACAAGAAAUUGCUUGGGGAACUUGAAGACAUGGGCUUUCCGCAGGCUCGAGCUGCCAGAGCACUUUAUCAUUCUGGAAAUUUGGGGCUUGAGGAUGCUGUUAAUUGGAUCAUUGAUCACGAGAAUGACCCAGACAUUGAUAAAAUGCCCUUGAUAGCAGUGAACAUAGAUAUCGAAUGUCCUUCUGAGCAGUCAUAUACCAUGGAGGAAAUGGAAGCAAAAGCACAAGAUUUAAGGGAUAGAACUCGAAGGAUGAGGAGAGAAGAAGAAGAAGAAAAACUUGAAAGGGAAAGGGAGAAGCAAAGAAUUCAGUCAGGUAAGCAAAUUCUAGAGGCAAAACGAAUUGCUGAAGAAAGUGAAAGAAGACGAUAUCUGGCCCAGAAAAAAGCUGAAAAGGAGGAAGAGAAAAAGGCCAGGGAGAGAAUCAGACUGAAACUAGAAGAGGACAAGGCAGAAAGAAGGCGAAUGCUUGGGUUGCCUCCAGUGCGGGAUACUGUUAUCCAGAAUCCCAAGACUGCUAUUCAGGACACAAAGCAGAGCUAUGAUGUUAAGUCUGUUGAAAAGGCUGAACAACUAAGAGAAUGUUUAAGGUCUCUCAAGCACAAUCACAAGGAUGACGAACUAACAGUCACGAAGGCGUUCCAAACUCUUCUUGUCUAUGUUGGCAAUGUGGCAAGGAACCCUGAUUUGGAAAAGUUCAGGAAGAUUCGAAUCAGCAACCCGGCGUUCCAGAGUAGGGUUGGAAGAUUGAUAGGAGGGAUCCAGUUCCUUGAACUUUGCGGGUUCGAGAUAACUGAAGAGGGAAAGUUCCUGUAUCUCCCUCGAGACAAGGUUGACAUGACAGUGCUGAAUUCAGCAGGAUUAGUCCUGAAAUCUGCAGCGACGAACCCUUUCUUUGGACUUCUCUCUCACGCUUAAAACCGUUGUCAAGAUACUGUCACUUGACAAUCACGCUUAAAAAAAUUAUUGAAGAAGU
This is a messenger RNA of Linum trigynum, 1247 nucleotides long. Lineage: Eukaryota; Viridiplantae; Streptophyta; Magnoliopsida; Malpighiales; Linaceae. The record is from the annotation of a GenBank genome assembly.